GUCAACAUUCAUGUGUAAGUGCACUCAACCCCCACACUACCCCUCGUGGGCUGGGGACGAACCUGCGGAGUUCCUAAUGCAGCAGUGCCGAACCAUGGCAUCGAGCAAGGUUGAAUACCUCCACGCUUCUCCUGUUUGCCUGUACUCGAUCCCUCACACUUCACCUCAGAUCUGUCCUGCCAUUGACCGUUCGCCAUGCCUCCCAUCGCGCGCCCUCGCCGCAUCGUCGGUGUCUCCCUCAAGAUGUACUUUGACCUGACUAGCACACUCUCGUACGUCCGCGGAGUCCUCCAGCUGGACGGCGACGCCUGGAAUUCGAACGUCGACCUCUUCGUCAUCCCCGACUUCGUCUCGCUCACCGAGUCCCAACGCAUACUCGAGUCCUCGUCCGUCAUGCUCGGCGCACAGGAUUCACACUGGGAAGACAAGGGAGCCUUCACAGGAGAGGUCAGCCCAGUAGUGCUACGGCAAGCAGGUGCCAAGAUCGUCGAGAUUGGGCAUGCUGAGCGGAGAGCACUGUUCGGCGAGACAGACGAGAGUGUUGCGAAGAAGGCCGGUGCCGCAGCAAGAAAUGGCCUGAUACCUCUGGUCUGCAUUGGAGAGAAGACACAUUACAGCAUAGCUUCAGCAGCUGUGGGUGCGGCGAUACAAGAGUGUAAACCACAAGUCACAUCGGUAUUGGCUGCUGUGUCUGACGACCAAGAGGUCAUCUUGGCGUACGAGCCAGUAUGGGCCAUUGGUGCCAAAGAGCCUGCAGACCCUGACCAUGUUGUCAAUGUCACCAAAGAGCUGCGGAAACUUGCAGCUGGCAGGAGCGGCGUCACAAGGAUCGUAUAUGGCGGCAGCGCAGGGCCAGGCACCUUUGCAAAGAUUGCUGAAGGUGUAGACGGACUGUUCCUUGGGCGGUUUGCUCAUGACAUCCAGAAUCUCAAGAAGGUGAUUGAAGAAGUAGGCGGAGCGUAGAGCAACCGCCUUGCGCACAUGACAUCAGAAUACAUGAUCAUGUCGUCUGGAGAUGAUUCCACAUCAAGAUCGCUCGGUGACCGAGCUGGUGUCAAGUCUGUCAUACAUCACAUGGCGCUGAGACGACGUUGUGGUAGUCAACAGUGAUGACUGAGCAUGUCCCCUGAAUAUAUGUCUCCUUAUAUA
Macroventuria anomochaeta is the source of this 1149-nucleotide messenger RNA. RefSeq names its product Triosephosphate isomerase. The record is from RefSeq and is a predicted model, not a curated record. Gene Ontology annotation, cellular component: cytosol. Gene Ontology annotation, biological process: glycerol catabolic process; glyceraldehyde-3-phosphate biosynthetic process; gluconeogenesis. Gene Ontology annotation, molecular function: triose-phosphate isomerase activity. Lineage: Eukaryota; Fungi; Ascomycota; Dothideomycetes; Pleosporales; Didymellaceae. The transcript has 2 exons. The coding region runs from base 196 to 963 and encodes 255 amino acids.